AUGUCUCUCGUCAACCUCGCCCACGUCUGCUCGCACCUGAACAAUGCCUGCAAGGCCCGUCUAGGCCUCACCUCCAUUCCCCAUUCCAAGCUCCACCUGAAACUCGCCCUCGCGCUCCAAAACGACGGCUACAUCUCCUCUGUCGUCCGCGGAGGCCCGACUCCUCCCCCUGUACACCCUAUCCUCGGCAACCCGAACCCCAUCGAUGAGGUCGAAGGUAUCGAACCCCUGACUCAAAGCAACAUCGCUACCCGACGACUCUGGCUUGGCCUGAAGUACUGGCAGAGCGAGCCCGUGCUGGGCAAGUUGAGCCUGGUCAGCAAGCCGACACGACGAGUGACGAUUGAUGUGGCUGGUCUGCGUCGGGUAAUCCGCGGUGAGCGGGAUAACACUGUUGAGGGUAUUCGCUCGCCUGGUGAGAGCUUGUAUAUCUCUACGGACCGGGGUAUCUUGGAAGCUAGGGAAUGUGUGGAGAAGAAGCUGGGUGGGUUGGUCUUGUGCCGUGUUCGCUAA
This is a messenger RNA of Aspergillus welwitschiae, 513 nucleotides long. Its product is annotated as mitochondrial 37S ribosomal protein uS8m. Gene Ontology annotation, cellular component: ribosome; mitochondrion. The transcript has a single exon. Gene Ontology annotation, molecular function: structural constituent of ribosome. The record is from RefSeq and is a predicted model, not a curated record. Gene Ontology annotation, biological process: translation. Bases 1 to 513 code for a protein of 170 amino acids. NCBI's taxonomy places the organism in Eukaryota, Fungi, Ascomycota, Eurotiomycetes, Eurotiales, Aspergillaceae.